AUGUAUUUUUUAGCUGUGUGCUCAGCAAACUUGACUGUGGUAUUUGCUGUGGAUGGCUCCUACAAAAUGGGUGAAGCUCGAUUCAGAUUGGUUGGCGAUUUCAUCACCAAUAUUUCCAGGAAUUUUGAUAUAGACAUCAAUAAGACAUGGUUCAUUACUGCCGUAGAAGGAAACGGAACGUACGUUUAUAAAACGAGGACAGAGCUUAACAACUUCUUAGGCUUGUAUUUUCCAAACACUAGUCAAGUAGUUUUGGGAAAAGCUUUGGACUCAGUUAGGUAUCACUUAUCUGACAACGAAACACGAAGAGAUGUUCCAGUCGUUGUGCUUGUCAUUGCAAGUCACAAGUCUGAUGACGACAUUGCUGUUUCUGCCAUCAGCUUUAAAAAAUGGAACGCUACUCUUAUUGCUGUGGGUAUCGGAGAUGAAAUCUCCCCAGGCCAAAUGAGGGAGAUAGCUUCGGAUCCAGAUAGCGAUUACUUUGUUGAGUGUAAUGGCACGAAUAGUCUUUUUACUAAGUCGAUGGCAAUAGCUCGAACAAUUUGUCAAGGUAAGCAUAUAUGUCAGGUUAUUUAGCUUAGUAUUUACCUUAUUAGUGAGCAGCAAUUUUCGCGCGUUUUGAUUGGCUACCGUAACUCGGAAUACCCUUGGUUAUUCGCUAUUUUGCCGGCGACGGAAGCCAAGAUGGCGUCUCGUUUCGAGAAAUUUUCGGAGAACGAAAUUUGAGCGAUAAAUGAAGCAAUCAUACAAACAAAUAGUACCAAGAGGCCGGCGACGAACUUCAGCAUGUCGGUGUUUACUAGUAGGUAGAAAAUUAUUUUCUUGCUAGGAUUUCCCUGAUCCGGGGACGAUUGCUUUGUUCAGCUCAAAGGGACGAGCGGAUAUGUGCAUGUACAAACUUACAGUGCUACGAAAGUGAAUGAAUGGAUCGGUGAUAAAUGUUUCAGAUGGUUCUAGUUUAAUUCACGUUACACGAAAAUAGGAGCAUAUUAGUCAGUCUACAAAAAAGUGAACCAGCUUUCUUUAACAAUCCCUUUUUAUCUUUGAUACAAAAAAAAAAAAAACAAGGAAAGCCAUAGCCAUGGCCUUGCUAUGUGCUAAUGGUUUUCCUUACGUAGGUAUCUGUCAGGACUGGCCGCCAUCCCAAAGUGGCCCCUGAAUGUCUUUUUUGAGACCCCGUAAUAAAGGUGUGCAUGAAUUAAAACAACAUGCCUAUCUGUUUCCAGAACACUGAACCGAGACAUAGUCGGUCUGUGCUAGGGUGUGCUCACGCUUACCAUCAAAUGCAGACCUUAAUUUUGUGUAUGUCCUUCAAUUCCUUUUUAAUCAUAAUUUCGUUUAUUUGUACUCAAAAUUUCGUUGUAAGUGGUUGACAGGUGCGUAAGCUACCCAUGUCAUAACAAUGGUACGUGUAUAAGUUCCAAGGAUGGCUACAAAUGCAAAUGUUCUCCGGAAUUCCAUGGCGUGAAUUGUGAAAUGAGUAAGUGAUAUAUUAGAACAUUUGAAACAGCAAAUUUAUAUUAGGAUUCUUAACGCUUAUGUUGCAAAAUAAGGAACUAUUUUUACAGCCAACUGUUCCAGUUUACCCGUCCUGCAAAAUAAUAAAAAAGAUAUAGCCUGACCUCUUCUCACGUUACGUUUGGCUGUUUACCUGCUACUUGAGGCACCAAUUCUGCCAUUUAACUGAUCUGUGCUAAGUUAAGAUAAUAAGAUAAACAUCGAAUCUCAAAGUUGAUACCAAGGGGUCUAUUUUCCUCACUGCAGAAUGGUAAGUGACAGUUACAUAAGAGGGACGCUUCAAAAUCGUACUCUAUUGAAGAUCGUAGUACCUCACAGAAUGUAACUUUGGUGCUGUUGAUUAUGUGAUUAUUUGUUAAUUCCAAAGUGAGCUGUUGUCCUUUUCUUUCUCCCUCUCUCUUGAAUAAUCUGUUUACUGGUCUAGCUCAAGAAGGAUACAAUGAGUUCUUAUUCCUAAAUGCAAUAAAAAACUAAUAUAUUGGUAUGCUUUUAAUUCAUAAUCAUAACAGGCAAAUCUGUCGAUUUCCUAAGUCUGGCAUGUUUCAUUGACAUCAACGAUACAAGCACUUUCUCGUCGCUUGAGACAGUCAAUGCAACUUACCUAGAUGGCCCAUUCAAUACGAGAAAAAACGCUGUAUUGAAGUGUGCUUUAGAGUCAGCAAAGAUGGACUACAAAGCUUUCGCUGUUUUUGAUGGAGGAGCUUGCUACUCUGGUCCAUAUGCCCAUUUCAACUACAGCNGUAUAAGUUCCAAGGAUGGCUACAAAUGCAAAUGUUCUCCGGAAUUCCAUGGCGUGAAUUGUGAAAUGAGUAAGUGAUAUAUUAGAACAUUUGAAACAGCAAAUUUAUAUUAGGAUUCUUAACGCUUAUGUUGCAAAAUAAGGAACUAUUUUUACAGCCAACUGUUCCAGUUUACCCGUCCUGCAAAAUAAUAAAAAAGAUAUAGCCUGACCUCUUCUCACGUUACGUUUGGCUGUUUACCUGCUACUUGAGGCACCAAUUCUGCCAUUUAACUGAUCUGUGCUAAGUUAAGAUAAUAAGAUAAACAUCGAAUCUCAAAGUUGAUACCAAGGGGUCUAUUUUCCUCACUGCAGAAUGGUAAGUGACAGUUACAUAAGAGGGACGCUUCAAAAUCGUACUCUAUUGAAGAUCGUAGUACCUCACAGAAUGUAACUUUGGUGCUGUUGAUUAUGUGAUUAUUUGUUAAUUCCAAAGUGAGCUGUUGUCCUUUUCUUUCUCCCUCUCUCUUGAAUAAUCUGUUUACUGGUCUAGCUCAAGAAGGAUACAAUGAGUUCUUAUUCCUAAAUGCAAUAAAAAACUAAUAUAUUGGUAUGCUUUUAAUUCAUAAUCAUAACAGGCAAAUCUGUCGAUUUCCUAAGUCUGGCAUGUUUCAUUGACAUCAACGAUACAAGCACUUUCUCGUCGCUUGAGACAGUCAAUGCAACUUACCUAGAUGGCCCAUUCAAUACGAGAAAAAACGCUGUAUUGAAGUGUGCUUUAGAGUCAGCAAAGAUGGACUACAAAGCUUUCGCUGUUUUUGAUGGAGGAGCUUGCUACUCUGGUCCAUAUGCCCAUUUCAACUACAGCGUUUACAAUGCCACCAGCUGUCCUGCAGGUGGAAAGGGUGGCCCCCUUGUAAGCGAGGUCUACCUUCUUGGAGGUGGGUCCUAUUGACAUUACAUUAUGGUGGUAAAUUGUAAAUAUUGAAGGUGAAUCUUAUUCCCUUUUUUCACGGACAUCCAAAAUGACUUGAAUAAGCUAAUACGUUGUAAGUUGCGUCGGAGAGCAGAUUGUACAUUUGGACACGCUUUUGCAUAGAGCACAUGUAAGUACUAAAGCUAUUCGUUUUACCAAGACUUUUUUCAGUCUUUGGUGACUGUUUCUGCUGCUGUACUUUUGGGCUUUUCCUGGUAUAAAUCAUGAACAGCAAAUCAUAUGAAUUGAAUUUAACUGUUCAUAGUCUCGAGAUAUCAGAUAUAUGCCUUUAGUAAAACCCAACUAGUGGUCUAUUAUCAGUGCUGCGUUCUGAUUGGUUGAGCUACUAUUAGGCUAUAUGUUAUAGCCCACUAGUAGCGAAAGGCGCGGGCUUUUUGGCGGCAAAAGAGGAUUAAAGUCUAGCUUUAACUAGCUACAAUUUUUUUAUUCUCGAUAUUUAUGACCAACUAGUUGGAUUUUACUAAAACAAUUAUUCCUCUCGCCCUCAUGGCCUCUGAGUCGAUAGCCAAUUCGGCCUUCGGCCUCAUGGGCUAUUCAUUCAGAGCCCAUUCGGGCUUGAGGAAUAAUUGUUAAUUAUACAUUUAAAACUUAUAAGCCAAGGGCAGAUUGAAACCCACUUUAUGAAAAUAUCUUUAAUCCUUAAUGAAGAUAGGUUUAGCGUUAGCUUGCACCUGGAUAGCUGCGCUGAAUGUUAUCAUUUAUGCAAUCUUGGUUUGAGAACGUGACUGUACUAUAGAUAUAUUCACCACUGAAUCCGUUUUGUGUUCUUCAAACAGCUAAGUGUGGCAAGCUGUUAGACUUGCACCGAAGUGCUAUUCAUCUGUCGAACUCAACGAUCAAGGGUUCAUCUUACAAUGAAUCCUGGGGCAUUCCUCUGGUAGGAGGGGGCUUUUCGUGGUGUCCAAGUACCUCGGAUCAAAACCGAACACUCGAGAUUAACUUCGGUAAGAGACUAGACUUAAUUUGAGUCCGUUCAGCUUCUCUCUGAAACGCCCGCAAUUUCAAAGGAAAGUCCCUGGAGCUUUCGUCACCUAUUCGUACACUAUUGAAAAGGAGAUGGAAGAUGCAGAAUCGAAGAUGUCAGUUAUUUUGCCGCCUACUUUUGUUGAUGUGGGACUUCACGAUCGCUCGGCAGAUUCGGGGAUUUGGCGGCAGUGCUAUACUUUUCUUUCAGAGAUAAAAGCCAUCACAUCCUUCGUGUGGCUCUGAAGUUUUGAAUAAUGUUCUGAACUUUAUCCAUUUAGUCACAAAUUACAGACGAACCAUAAAUAUUAAUGUUUUAUCCCAUAUGCUUAUGAGGAAAUAUGUAAGUUUACGAGCAAAGCAUUUGUAGCUGACCGCUUUUAAAUUGCCUUGCUUGUAACCCGCAGGAAGAAAAACCUUUCUAACUGAAGUAACUGUGCAAGGCAAAAACGGCUCCAGAGAUUUUGCCGACAACAUCUGCUUUGGUUCUACUGUAGAUGGUGUUUCCGGUGUUCAGAAGAUAUUAAAAACCACAGUGGGCUGUGUGGUAAGAGGAUGUAAAUAAUUGAUUAGGCAAAUAAAUAAAUAACGAUUUAGAGGUGGCACAUCCACUGAGUGGUUCUUCGUCUACCUGAUUCCUGGUCGAAUUGGAAGUUGGAAAAAAUGGAUUUUGAGGAAAGGGAAAACCGGAGCACCCGGAGAGGAACCUCUAGGAGCAAGAGAGAGAACCAGCAGCACAGUCAACCUAUAUAUGGUCUCCAUGCCGGAAAUUUGAACCUGGGACACAUUCAUUGGUGGGAGGCGAAUGCUCUCACCACCGCGCCAACCUUUGUUCUCCCAGUUUAGGCUGGGCCACUCUGUUAAGCUGGUCUCAAUUGGUAGAAGAGAAGAAACUUCCAUUGACUCGCAAUAGAGUGACAAUCCAACCCAAUAAAAUUCAACGAUACAAUAUAGACUAAGAACUGGAAUUUGAAUGUCAACUAGCUUUCUGUAGAAUAGAUCCGAAAAACUGAUCUUGUCCAGUAUUUGAAUUUCUCAUCGUUCACCGUUUAUUUGACAGACUCGACUGUAAUUAACCAAGAAAAAAAUGUUUUUAAAUCCUGCAAUCCAUGUACGGAGUAACUAUUUUGAAAGGAAUCGAAAAUACUUUAUUCAUUUUCAGGCUGAUAUUCCAUGGACGUCUCCAGCUUAUGCUAAUAAUCUGACGAUAACAAUUCAACCGCCUGUUUCAACUCAGCAUUUGAAAAUUUCCCCACGUGGUCCUCUCAGUGGAAACGGUUCCUGCCUCAAGAUCGACAUACUUGACAGCAUGGCAUGUAAG
Molecule: messenger RNA, 5517 nt
Organism: Porites evermanni
Lineage: Eukaryota; Metazoa; Cnidaria; Anthozoa; Scleractinia; Poritidae
Source: the annotation of a GenBank genome assembly